CACUUGCUGAUGUCAUUUCGGAGUUUACUGUGUAGUGUACGAAGACGGAAUGCCACGGACCUCGAGCCACCGCUACCAAUCACUAAAGCGAUUCGAUGAAACUGACUUUCGUGCUUCAAGUGCUGACCUUUUUUGGUGAGACGAAAGCGCAAGGCCACUAUUGCUCAAUUCGUCGUUUCAAAAGAGAGGAAUAUUGAUGGUAAUGACCAGAGCAUCACUUCAGUCACUGUGCCCUUGGUGUACAAGUUGUGCUUGCGGGCGGAAGAGCCGGGUGGUGUCCUCAAUUUCGCGAACUUCGCUUCUGAGAAUUUCGAGCGGCUUUGGGGUACCGUUCAUCGUCACGUCAAGGGCUGCUGGAACAUUGGUCGUGGAAAAAAAUGCCGCUACACCGCCGUAGAUGUCUUCUUCAUGACGCUCACCUCGCUCAAGCACACAUGUAAAUGGGGGGGGGGGGAGUACUGUUGCUCGCGUUUUCAAGAUCCCGCACUCCAGUUUUCAGGAAAUAACACGCAAGUCCAUGGACGUCGUCUCACCAUUCUUGUACGAGAAGUUCGUAGAGGACAUGGAUGACCGCUGGGUGCUUGACAAGCUUGUUCGUUCUGGGCAUGCGUUCACCAACUCCCGCAAAGUGGGCUAUGCUACAGACGCCAUCUUCCAGCAAGCUAACAAAUCGAACAGCAACAUGAACGCGAUUCUGCAAUACUACAGCGGUAAGCACCAUCUCUACUACUAUAAAGUGGAGGUGUCGGUACUUCCAAACGGACGUGCCACCAAGGCGAAACAACGUCUGACGCAGGAAAAUAUCGAGCGAAGAAUGUUGGAAGGCACGCGUCGCUGCACUACAGACGGCGGUGGAAAUCCCGUUGGGUGACACGCUGGACGUUUGAAGCAACAACUGUACAUGCAGUGCACGCUGGGAAGCUGAGCAAGUUGAGAAAGGUGGCUACGCUCCUCAGAACUAACCACUGGAGCUGAGGAGCAACCUACAGAGCUGGUAGGUCGACGGUGCUGAAGGAUCAAGCGCUUGCAACUAGCUGCUUUCAGUUAAUCACUUUCAAUCUUACCUUUUCAAGAUCAAGUGUCUUCCAAACUUCGUCCUUCACCUCUCAACGCUGAUAUCAUCAUCAACAAAGAAGUGUUAGCGCCAAUCUACUAUUGUUGGUGAGUUGAGUGGAGAGAGGGAUGCCAGCGAAGACGCGCUUAUCCAGUUGAUCCAAGAGUUUUAACCAAACCUCCAACAGUCGACACUUUUCGAUAAUAAUCUACGUUUCACGCGAUUUGUAUAAUAGGGAUCAACUUAAUUACUGCGAAUAUGAACGAUUAUUGUGC
Molecule: messenger RNA, 1329 nt
Organism: Phytophthora nicotianae INRA-310
Lineage: Eukaryota; Oomycota; Peronosporomycetes; Peronosporales; Peronosporaceae
Exons: 1
Coding region: 518-871 (117 amino acids)
Source: RefSeq, a predicted model, not a curated record